Messenger RNA from Clunio marinus, 183 nucleotides. The record is from the annotation of a GenBank genome assembly. Lineage: Eukaryota; Metazoa; Arthropoda; Insecta; Diptera; Chironomidae.
AUGUCUCGGUAUGGUGCAAUUCCAGAGUCGUUGGAAGAUGCGACACAAAGCAAUAUGUUCAUGGUCAAGACAAUUGAGUGCAGGGAGAAGUACGAACCACAUUAUGAGGCAUGUUGUACUGUAAAGCAUUCAUCAAAGGAACAUGCAUUGGAGUCGGUUGUAAAUGCAUCAGUUUCCAUUUAA